Messenger RNA from Siniperca chuatsi (mandarin fish), 2592 nucleotides. RefSeq names its product sterile alpha motif domain containing 10b (gene samd10b). The record is from RefSeq and is a predicted model, not a curated record. Lineage: Eukaryota; Metazoa; Chordata; Actinopteri; Centrarchiformes; Sinipercidae. The transcript is spliced from 5 exons. Gene Ontology annotation, molecular function: protein binding. Gene Ontology annotation, cellular component: cytoplasmic side of plasma membrane. Bases 343 to 873 code for a protein of 176 amino acids. Gene Ontology annotation, biological process: cell surface receptor protein tyrosine kinase signaling pathway.
UCUGUAUCCAGUAACAGCUGGUGUCGGGGCGUAAUGACCUUUUGUCUCCCGGCGGUCAGGUACGGAGAGGGGGGCGGAGAUUCAGAAAGAACCGCUUCAUAUCGGACUGGUCCCGGCGUCCCGGACAACAAAUGGCCGUGAACCGACAGUGAGGGAGAGUGUGAUCCAGGUUUCUUUUUUUUUCUCAGUGCGACUACAGUUAGAGCUGCCUCCAUGCUCACAUAGUAGGUUAUUGAGGGGGAAAAGCGCUCUUUAUCCUCACACUCAGUACAUUUUAUCCAUCUGGCAGAAUGAUGGGAGAGUCCUGUUGACACCACGGAGAGAUAUACGCUGAGACCGACUAUGGCUGUGGACGCGGCGUCCAGCUUCAGUUUUUGCCGUGCCUCCCUGGAGCACACGGUGUCUGCUGAAGAGCUGAGCUACCAGCUGCCGCGUCGCGCCGGAGGCAGCAACCUGACCUGGCACGACGGCCGCGGCCAGAAGACAGCGCACACACGCACCGUCAAACUACUGCAGCAACCCGGCACAGAGGGCAUCCAGUUGCGCCCGGGCGAAGCCUUCACUGUGUAUCACACCAGUCCUACUCUGUCCAGUCUGUCCAAACCUGUGGUGCUGUGGACUCAGCAGGAUGUCUGCAAGUGGCUUAAGAAACACUGUCCUCACAACUACCUGACCUAUGUAGAAGCCUUCUCCCAUCACGCCAUCACAGGGCGGGCGCUGCUGCGUUUGAAUGGGGAGAAGCUGGAGAGAAUGGGAAUCAUCCAAGAGACGCUGAGACAGGAGGUCCUCCAACAAGUCCUCCAGCUGCAGGUCAGAGAAGAGGUCCGCAACCUGCAGCUCCUUAGUAGAACCUCCUUUGGAAACUUCUCUUAGCUCAUCCCUGGAUCCAUCUGGCAGCCUUUGCCCUCAUCCCCUGUCACAAUACAUCUCUAGGAGCCAUGGAAUAGCUGCUGUCUUCAGAUAUGUGAGCAGAGAAUCAACGAGUGAAAGGGGGAGAGGACGGGCCUAUAGACCACAUGCCAACCAGUCUGGAGGAUUCUCAUUCAACACGGCCAAUCUGGUUUACAGACACUGAGACAGAGACAAAGCCCCGCUCAAGGCAGGGGUACCCACUGUAACAUAGUGAUAAGAUGUAAGAUUCACAACACUAGUGAUGAUGUAGGCCUGUCACUGGUAUAUGCUUGAUUACAGCAAAUCUCCUUUUUGGUUUCCUGUCUCAUUUGGAUUGGACUGACUGGGCAAUUUGGACAGAACCUUGGUGAAAAACCACACAUAUGCUUUACAUGUGUACAAACAGGAUUUUCCCUCUCUCUUCUUGUUAAAGUCAUUAUAUGAAUAACUCUUUGACAUGGUUUUAUAUCUCCUUAAUCUUUGAACCAAAUGAUGCUGAAAACAUAUAGAUGAUGGUUAAUCUUGUGGUGUAAACAUAGAUUUACAUGCAGUGCCACUGUUAGGCCACUGGAUCUAAAGUGAAGGAAACCUCCAGUUGAUCUCCAUCUCCCUUUGAAGCUACAACACCAGGCCUGUUCACAAGGAAUUAGAGCUGGUCUGAAAUGCAUUUGACUAAUGCAAUACAAUCCUAAUCAAUUCCUCACCCACAGGUCACACCGCAUUUUCCUCUCAGGACUUUAAUUUUAGUAUUGGAGGUUUGGAGGAUCAACAAUAACACUUUAAGCCGAAUGUCAUUCCAACAAUCAGUCUUUUUAUAUUGUGACUGAUCUGAAGUAUGUCAGUGAGAAAUUAGAAAUAUAUAUAUAUAUACAUAUAUAUAUACAGUAUGAGUGUAGAAUAACAUACACUGUAAAUCUGUGUAUACUGUGACAGUACCUUAGUCUUUUAUUAAUGGAGUGGAUCCCAAGGACAGAGAGUUAAUGUGAUAAUCACUGACUGUUUAUGCUUUGAUAAAGCAAUAUUAAGAAAUCUUUUUUUAAUGAGUUGAUAUGCAGUAUGAGUGUCUGCUGAGGGAAAUAUACAUUUUGCCUGUUACAGUGGCCGCAUUUACCAGCCUCAUAGCUUCUGUCCUUUGUGUGUGCUGCUGUAUAUUGUAUGUCAUCUCUCGCACACAAAUACUAAGAAAAAGGACAAGCCUCUGUUGUAUUUUCUGUCCCUGGUGUGACACUGUGAUUUCAAAUGCUCAGAAAUCAAGAUACUAUGACAGCUACCCAGAUGCAAGAUUCCCAGCGAACACCUUUGAUGUCACCCUAGACAGCAGCAGACAGCUAUGUGUGAUGAUGAUGUUUAAGUCACAUAAAUUGUUACAUUAAAUAAAUAACUUAACUUCCAACAAACAAAACAUCCCCAAUCCCUACAUUCCCAUCCCUCCAUCUGUCCUUUGACAAGGAGUCUUUGGGUAAUGUAAGUAAUUGACUGUUAAAAGGGAGAAAACACAUUGUAUAAUUUUUGGAUAACCUGAUGUAGCCUACUGUAAAUAUUAACACUUUUGGUUUCCUUUCUGAUGAUUGAUGAACUGUUUGAAAUGCAAAAAGGAAAAAUUAAACAUAUUUAUCUGCUUUACAGAUAUGAAGACAUAUGGUAUGGAAUGUGAUGAAAGCUGUCUUUUUAGAAUAAACUAAUUGAGAUUGUUGGUCCUGA